This is a messenger RNA of Neopsephotus bourkii (Bourke's parrot), 2557 nucleotides long. It is a transcript of the gene TRIM36, whose product is annotated as tripartite motif containing 36. The record is from RefSeq and is a predicted model, not a curated record. NCBI's taxonomy places the organism in Eukaryota, Metazoa, Chordata, Aves, Psittaciformes, Psittacidae. The transcript is spliced from 10 exons. Bases 16 to 2043 code for a protein of 675 amino acids. Gene Ontology annotation, molecular function: protein binding; zinc ion binding.
GGGCGUCCUUUCAGGAUGGCAGCUGCAGCCGCGGAAUCGCCAGGAGGAGGAGGCGUGGGGAUGGAGGGCGACCGGCAGGAAAGCGCGGUGAGAGCUGACAGUGGGGUUGCCAUUAAGGGAUUUGAAAGAGAGCUCAUCUGCCCAGCAUGCAAGGAAUUAUUCACCCAUCCGCUGAUCCUUCCUUGCCAGCACAGUAUCUGUCACAAGUGUGUAAAAGAAAUACUAUUUGCAUUUGAAGACUCUUUUGCUGAUGGAGGUUCCGAAUCCUCUAAUCAGAGUAGCCCUCGAAUUAAAAUCUGUUCUAGCAUGGACCGAGUUGACAGGAUUAGUAGAUCAGGUGUCUACCCAGGCAGAAAGCGCAAUUCACUGACACCUAGAUCUAGCCUGUUUCCUUGUCCGGGAUGCCAGCAGGAUAUUGAUCUCGGAGAACGUGGCAUCAAUGGCUUAUUUCGUAACUUUACUUUGGAAACCAUUGUGGAAAGAUACAGACAGGCAGCCAGGGCAGCCAUUGCUAUUAUGUGUGAUUUCUGCAAACCUCCACCUCAAGAGUCUACAAAGAGCUGCAUGGACUGCAGUGCAAGCUAUUGUAAUGAAUGCUUCAAAAUACACCAUCCUUGGGGAACUGUGAAAGCCCAGCAUGAAUAUGUUGGACCAACUACCAACUUCAGACCCAAGAUUUUGAUGUGUCCAGAACAUGAAAUGGAGAGGGUAAACAUGUACUGUGAAAUCUGCAGAAGGCCAGUUUGUCAUCUUUGUAAACUGGGUGGAUGUCAUGCAAACCACAGAGUAACAGCCAUGAGCACUGCCUACAAAACCCUAAAGGAGAAGCUUUCAAAAGGUAUUGAGUACCUCAUCGGUAAGGAGAGCCAGGUGAAAGCUCACAUCACACAGCUGAAUCUGCUGCUGAAAGAAACAGAAUUUAACAGUGAAAGAGCUAAACAAGAAGCAUUUCAAAGUUUUGAGAAAUUAUCUCAUAUCCUGGAAGAGAAGAAAUAUGCAGCUCUUAGGGCAAUUGAUGCUUCUAAGAGUUUAAGGCUGGAAAAAUUGCAAGCACAAGCAGAAGAAUAUCAAGGGCUUCUGGAAAAUAAUGGCCUUGUAGGAUAUGCUCAAGAGGUGCUUAAAGAAACUGAUCCAUCUUGUUUUGUUCAAACAGCAAAACAACUUCAUGCCAGAAUCCAGAAAGCUACUGAAUCUCUGAAGAGUUUCAGGCCCACAGCUGAAAGUACUUUUGAAGACUUUGUGGUGGACAUAGCCAAGCAAGAAUUGAUCCUUGGUGACUUGACAUUCCAUUCCAAUGGUCUGGAAAUACCAGAAAUAAAUGAAUUGCAGAGCAGAAUGUACAACAAAGCUCUGAUCAGUUGGGAAUGGCCUGGGAAGAGAGAUGGAGCUGAUACGUAUGUUCUUGAAUAUCAUAAGCUUAAUAGAGAAGAGGAGAGUGCAGUGUGGCAGGAGAUUGAAGUUUGCAGCAAGAGCAAAGUUAUAUCUGAUCUUGAUAACGACAGCAGCUAUGCCUUCAGAGUACGAGGAUAUAAAGGGUCCAUCUGUAGUGCUUGGAGCCGAGAAGUUAUUUUACAUACACCUCCAGCUCCAGUUUUCAGUUUUCUUUUUGAUGACAAAUGUGGGUACAACAAUGAACAUCUCCUGCUGAACCCAAGGAGAACCUCUGUGAAAAGUAGAGCUGGAUUUUCUCUGCUGUUGGGAUCUGAGCGUGUGCAGACUGGAUGCUAUACGACCCUGGAUUACAUCAUUGGUGACACUGGAGUUACCAAAGGGAAGCACUUCUGGGCUUUUCAUGUGGAACCCUAUUCAUACUUGGUGAAAGUGGGAGUUGUCUCUAGCAACAAGAUGCAAAAAAUGUUCCAUAACACCCAUGAUGUGAUCAGCCCAAGCUUGUGUCACGGUGGAUUCCAAGUCACUGGCUUGUCCCAGGCUAUGUCUUCUACUUACGUUAAUGGAGUGAUACUGAGCACAAGCCAAAGAACAGUGGACAAACCUGGAAGAAACUGUCCAGUUUUCAGUUACAGUAAGCCUGGAUGUGUCUAGGAACUGCAGGCUGGGACACUGGCUCCUGGGGGAUUCUUCAGUUUUUCAGGAAUCUAAAAUAUAAACUGGCUUCCUCCUGUGUAGCAUCUCAAAAGCAUAAAAAUGCCAGUGUCUUGAGCUGCUUAAAGUCGGGUGGAGACUUUUUGCCAAGUGACAGAGUAGAAGCUGAUUUCCAGACUUCUUUCUUCUUUUUCCACACAAAUAUCUGGAAAAAUUUAGCUGACCCCCAUCCAGCUUCCUCCCAGACAGGCCAAAAAAACCAAAUCUAGCUAGGGAUUGUCUGCAUAGAAUAACGUGUGCUUCUCUGGUCUGUCUUCGUCUGGGUACAAAAGUAGGGGGAAAAGCAUGUAGACUGAACAAAUCUGGCCACAAGCUAUCCAGUAAACAGCUGGGAAACGGAUUCAGGGAAGUCUCCAUGAAGACCACUUGAAGCAAUCCAACAGAAAAUAAAAUCCCCUUAAACCACUGGUUUGUGUUUUGAAUUUUAAAGACAAUGUAGCAAGCAGCAGCAUGG